Messenger RNA from Ilex paraguariensis (yerba mate), 660 nucleotides. The record is from the annotation of a GenBank genome assembly. NCBI's taxonomy places the organism in Eukaryota, Viridiplantae, Streptophyta, Magnoliopsida, Aquifoliales, Aquifoliaceae.
AUGUUCGCUGCUACACAUGUCGACCUUGCAAAAAAUGCAUUUCAACACGUUAUUUUGAAUUUGUAUUUACCGCAGGUGGAACAUGUUAGAGCUGAGAGGAACUUGCUGGCAGAAGUGGCCAGCCACUGCAUAGUAAAAUUGUACUACUCAUUCCAAGAUACUGAGUACUUAUAUCUAAUAAUGGAAUAUCUUCCUGGUGGUGACAUGAUGACUCUGCUGAUGAGAGAAGAUACAUUAUCUGAAAGUGUGGCAAAAUUUUACGUAGCUCAAAGUGUCCUGGCCAUUGAGUCCAUACACAAACAUAAUUAUAUUCACAGGGAUAUCAAACCUGAUAAUCUUCUUCUUGACAAAAAUGGGCACAUGAAGUUGUCAGAUUUUGGUCUUUGUAAGCCCCUUGAUUGUAGGACUUUAUCUACCCUAAAGGAAAAUGAAACCAUGGAUGACGAGAAUUUGAGGGAACCAAUGGAUAUAGAUGACGGCUUGUCUGAUUCGGGUAAUAGUAGCAAUUGGAAUAGUCCGCGUGAACAGCUUCAACAUUGGCAGAUGAACCGGAGAAAAUUGGUAUGUAGUUACAUAAAAAGAUAUUAUUGCAACUUGUAUCUAACUAGGUUCCAAAUACAGUUCCAAACAAUAUCUAUAAUCACAAAUGGGUUGCGUUAA